AUGGCAACAGCCAACAAAACUCGGUCGGCAUACUUCACGCCUCUUGAACUGGAAAUACUCAUGCAGGCGUACAGCGAGUAUGAACAUGUAUUUCGUAAAAAGAGCAACACAGCUGCUGUGGCAAAAGAGAGAGAAACGGCGUGGGAGAAAAUUGCUGCUCAGGUCAAUGCGUGCAAACCUGUGGGUGAAAAACGCUCGUGGAAGCAGCUGAAAAUGAAAUAUAAGAACAUAGUUCAAACAGCCAACAGAAAGAAGGCAGAGGCCAGGAGAACUGGUGGAGGACCAGCACCACCACCUCUGAUAGAGGCAGAGGAGCUGGCCUGGAGCAGGAAUGAAGGAAGGCCAGUGGCUGAAGGAAUCCCUGGAGGGAGCUCUUCCUCUGAGCCAGCCACAUCACAGGACAUAAGUGCCUUCAUAAGAUGCAAUAGGCUUAUAUUCAUCUUCUUUUAUGCCUAUUUAUAUUUUAGAGAUAUUAUUCCCCCCUUCAUGGGUUUGUUAUUUAUUCCAACAGAUUGUGAUGGUGUUCUCACACUCGUGGACCCUCAUGUCACAGCAGAAGUCCUUGAAGCUGAGGAAACGGAUGAAGAGGACACAUUGUCUGCUGCCACAGAAAGGGAUCCAGAGAGGCCUACAGAAAACAUGGCUGGGCAGCAGGAGGAGGGUCCAUCACCUUCAACAGCACAGAUGAACACAUUACCUGUGAAGGACCUGUAUAAAGCUGCUGACACACCAACCAGACGGCCGACCGUUGACAGAAAAGCCAGUCGAGAUGAUCAAUUCACCACGAUGGCAGAAGGUAGUUCUGAAGACGAUAUGGCAGAAGGUGAUUUUGAAGAGCUGGUGCGCGAAUCCGAUGCUCGUGGCUACCUGUACGAGCCACAUUACAGCGAGGAACAGUUGCGGAUGAUGGAGGAACAAGAGGCUGCUGGAGCAGCUGCUGUAGCAGAGGAGCGAGACUUGCCUGGCGGACAUCAGACGGAGAUAUCCAGCUCCUGA
Molecule: messenger RNA, 996 nt
Organism: Perca fluviatilis (European perch)
Lineage: Eukaryota; Metazoa; Chordata; Actinopteri; Perciformes; Percidae
Exons: 8
Coding region: 1-996 (331 amino acids)
Cellular component (GO): nucleus
Source: RefSeq, a predicted model, not a curated record